Messenger RNA from Zingiber officinale, 853 nucleotides. RefSeq names its product peptidyl-prolyl cis-trans isomerase FKBP13, chloroplastic-like. Gene Ontology annotation, molecular function: peptidyl-prolyl cis-trans isomerase activity. Bases 33 to 671 code for a protein of 212 amino acids. Gene Ontology annotation, cellular component: chloroplast. Lineage: Eukaryota; Viridiplantae; Streptophyta; Magnoliopsida; Zingiberales; Zingiberaceae. The transcript is spliced from 5 exons. The record is from RefSeq and is a predicted model, not a curated record.
GAUAGAGAUUUGGCUGCGAGCUCUCCCCUGGCAUGGCCGCCUUCUGCGCCUCCCCCUUCCCGUCUCCGACCAUCCUCACCCUACUCCGCGCCACCCCUCGACCCGACCACCGCUUCUCCUAUCGCCACUCUUUCUCCCCCAACUUCCGAGCACUCACCGACCCAGUUCUCGCUCCGUCCCCAUCCCCCGUGCCCCUUCCCCUUCCCAUCCGCAGGCGGGAGGCCGCCCUCUCCCUCUCUCUCUCUCUCCUCCUCUUCCUCCUCGACCCCCCCGCUGGCGCCUCCUCCGACCAGACGAACUGCACCCUCGCCGUCGCCUCCUCCGGCCUCGCGUUCUGCGACACCGUCGUCGGCACCGGCCCCGGCGCCACCAAGGGCCAGCUCAUCAAGGCGCAUUACGUCGGGAAAUUGGAGAACGGCAAGGUGUUCGACAGCAGCUACAGCCGCGGGCGACCUCUCUCAUUCAGGAUCGGCGUCGGGGAGGUGAUCAAAGGAUGGGAUCAAGGGAUUCUAGGCGUAGAUGGAAUUCCACCAAUGCUCGUCGGUGGCAAGCGUACAUUGAAGAUUCCUCCCGAGCUUGGUUAUGGGGCGAGAGGAGCAGGCUGCAGAGGAGGCUCUUGCAUUAUUCCUCCGGAUUCAACUCUUCUGUUCGAUAUAGAAUUCAUUGGGUAGGCAGGAGCCAGAGACCUACAGAGUCUUUUUCUGACGAAAGGAACCAACAGACGAGAUACUUGUAUAAGCACUUAAACAAGAGGGAACCAAGGCUACAAAUAAUUACAAUUAUGCAGUACUGAUUUCCUACUGUAAACGACCUUUAUCAAGUCAAAAUCUGUAAACGAGCUCUUUUAGUCCCA